Messenger RNA from Necator americanus (New World hookworm), 357 nucleotides. RefSeq lists its product as uncharacterized. Lineage: Eukaryota; Metazoa; Nematoda; Chromadorea; Rhabditida; Ancylostomatidae. The coding region runs from base 1 to 357 and encodes 118 amino acids. The record is from RefSeq and is a predicted model, not a curated record. The transcript has a single exon.
AUGACACGUGGAGGACAUCAACAUCUUGCAUCGCUACCGAAAGUGGUUACAGAAAAUCGUCCUCGCGUCCUUGGUCAUAGAUUAAGGAGACCAACAGAUCGCCUUUUUCAACGAGUUCCGAGGAGUUUGUCAGGUUCGAGCUGGAACAGGCCACCUGGGAGAAAACGGAAGCUCUGGACCGAAGUGGUAAGAGAAGACCUGAGGACACUCGGCGUGGAUUGGCAGUUCAAGCGAGACGUAAAGUUUUCCAAAAUAUGGAUUAGCGCCGAAUGGAUUAAUUUUGUACAAGCUAUUGCAGAAGAUCGAGAAGGUUCGGCUUUAUUUAAGGACGGCACGUCUCGACGAAGAUGCGGGUAA